Molecule: messenger RNA, 7075 nt
Organism: Procambarus clarkii (red swamp crayfish)
Lineage: Eukaryota; Metazoa; Arthropoda; Malacostraca; Decapoda; Cambaridae
Product: protein Aster-B
Biological process (GO): intracellular sterol transport
Cellular component (GO): endoplasmic reticulum-plasma membrane contact site; plasma membrane; endoplasmic reticulum membrane
Molecular function (GO): sterol transfer activity; sterol binding
Source: RefSeq, a predicted model, not a curated record
CAUACCGGAAAGAGAGAACCUGCUGGAAAGGAUCACCAACGCGAUCUUAGACUAAGACAUCCAGGAACCUUCACAAAGCGCUGGAGAGACUAUAGCCAAAAGGUCAGACAAGCAAUACCGACUUCAUGUCACCCCCACUUCUCCUUGACCUCCAUAAGGACCCCGAAGAAUGGGAUCCACAGACUUCAGACUACGCCCAAUAGAAUGCGGGGAAGAAUUACACAGUGGAAAAGCCAACAAAAUAGGAAUGACUCCUAAAAUACCCAAGCUGUUUACUAGUAGAAACGGGGAGGAAUUGAGGCGAAAGGCUACCAACACCAGCUCGCUUGGAAAAAGGCACAACACUAGCUUCCUGCAGCGGCAGGGUCAGAAGCCCGGCCUCCUAUACCGUCUUCAGCAGGCUCUCCAUGCCCUGGAGACAAGAUGGAAAUCAGCUGAGGAUAUCUUCUUGUCAAGUACCGGUGGAAACAUUUUGUAUCAGUCGAUGGAAGCCGAUGAUGGAGGUGGCGUACGAGAGGUGUCGAAUAACCACAAUCGCUUGGUAUCCUCUGUUUCGGCGUACCCCCUGCCCAACACCAACACAAACAUUGUCUCUGCUAGCAUUGUUAAUGCAACCCCUGCUGCUGCUACUACUGCUUCUGCUGCUUCUACCUUUACCAUUUCUUCCACAUCUUCUUCAUCAUCUACUUCCACAACCUCGUCCUCACACAACAACAACAACAACAUUCAGCCACAACAGCUUUCCUCAGUAAUGGUUAAUCAUGGUGGUACCUCUAACACCAGUUAUACUAGUACCGAAUGUACCACCUCUGGCAACGUCCAUCAUGGUUCUGAUGCACCCUCAGCGACUUCCCCCAACACUGCUUCAACUGGGGAUAUAAAUAGUUCCCACUGUAACUCGGUUGGUGGAAUUGCUCCUCUUGACUUGUCUGGAAUCCCCCCUAUCACUCAAGUCACGCUGCCCACACCUACAGAAAAUGGAGAGGGUAGCUUCAGCAUAAGUCCAACACCAAGUCCAAAGCCCAGUCCAACAUUAAUGAUCCGUCAGACUUCCUGUGAUAGCAGUGAUGAUCGAGCAAAUAAAAAUGACACGUGUGGUUUUGUUUCGAGAGAAGGCAGUAUGGAACGAUCCUUUACAGAGCCCACACCAGAGCACCAUCCAACCGAUAAAUUACUUGAUUCUAUUAGUAGAUCAUCCGAGUCAAGUCGAUCAGUAGAAGCUCCCCGAACUCCGGAAAUUGGCAGCACCAUCAAUGGUGUUUUGAUAAAAGACAGAAAGGAAUCCAGAGACUCAAAAUCCAGUGAUAAAAAAAGCAAUAAAGCCUGGUAUAAAAUGCUGAACCCCACCUACAAAAGCAGAUCUGAAGACCUGAAGAGAUUAUUCAAGGACUUGCCCACUGAUGAAAGACUUAUAGUUGAUUAUUCUUGUGCAUUACAAAAGGAUAUUUUGGUUCAUGGUCGCCUCUACGUCACCCCAAACUAUUUUUGUUUUUACUCCAAAAUAUUUGGAUGGGAGACCUUUGUCUCUAUCAAAAGCAAGGAUAUAGUUGCCAUGACAAAAGAGAAGACCGCUUUAGUAAUUCCAAACGCAGUCGAGAUAAGGACGGAAGGAGAGAAGCAUUUCUUUACCUCGUUUGCCUCAAGGGACAAGACUUAUCUGAUGCUCUUUAGGAUUUGGCAAAAUGCUCUAAUGGACCAGCAAAUGAGUGCAACAGAACUAUGGCAGUGGGUUCAUUCCAGCUAUGGAGAUGAGCUAGGUCUGACGAGUGAUGAUGAUGACUAUGUAGCUCCCUCCACCGAAGACGAUGCCAAGACUAACACAAGUCAUGCGCAUAGUGAUCGUACCUGCGAAUCCUCCAUCUUUAACAGAAACCUCAAGCUGUAUAGUGUGGAUUCACUUGAGGAUGAUUGUCCGAGAGAUACUAUUGACGAGUCUGCAGUUCCUCCAGUACCAAAGAAUGGUGGGUGUGACUCGGAGACUUCAGAGUUGGUGGGAACAGAAAAUACUCAGCCGCCUAGAGUUCCAGCAUCACCCACAAAGUGUCCACAGAAUCGCUCGCCUAUUAACUCCUCCCCACCGCCCAAUGAUGUCAUCCCAACGGACAUGUCUGAUACAACAGAAAGUGAACCCGACAGCAAAAUUACUUGUUUACCCUCGGGAGAAUCUGUGGCAUGUCCCAACCAGAGUUCUCACCAUCAGGGUCGAGAGAUUAUCAACACGGUCUAUUCUCUUCCAGUGGACACGGUUUUCACACACCUGUUUACGAACUCAAAGUUCAUGUUGGAUCUCUACGCAGCCAGGAGUACCUCAGAUGUUGUAGCAAGUCCAUGGCAGAGUAACCCAGACACCAACCAAAAACUUCGCCAGGUUAUGUACACCCUGACACUUCCUCCUAAUAGCUUUGGACCCAAAGUUUCUCAUGUCACGGAGACACAGGUUGUGUCCCCAUUCAGUAAACCCGGAGAAAUCUAUACAGUUGAUGCUGAAGCUUGCAAUGCUGGUAUUCCAUAUGCUGACUCUUUCUUUGUUUCCAAUCAUUGGUGUUUGACCCGUGAGUCAAGCACUGAAACCAGGAUUAGUGUUUGGUCUCAAGUGAAAUACAAGAAGAAUGUAUGGGGCUUCAUGAAAGGAGUAAUUGAUAAGAAUGCAUUUAGUGGCGUUGAAUCUCUGCUGAAUGACAUCAAUGCAGCACUGCUAGCCGAAGUUGAUCGCUCCAACCUGAAGAGAACACGACGGAGAAGACGACGUGUUGGAAGCAAGUGCGAAACUCCAGAUGUACUUCUCCCAUCACAAGUUUAUCCCGAUAAAGUUAAAGUUAAAGUUAAGGAUAUGCACAAAGCCACACAAAUCCCUGCCAGAAAACUAACAUUACCAACCGUUACUCCAGACAACAACAAUUCAUCAAAUGAAGGUCCUGUAAGAAUGGUGGUGGUAACCUUAGUAAUUCUGUUGACCCUCAAUGCUUUAUUGUAUUACAAACUCUGGGCACUGGAAGAAAAAAUGUUCCUCCGCUCCACUCCAUAUCCAAAUCUGGAUCCUAGUAUGUUUAGGUCUGGAGCUAAUGGGGGUCCUCUUGAGGAGUGGGUGCGAAUACUGCAACAGCAGGAAGCUCUACAUGCUGCUGAAGUUGAGAGAUGGAGAAAAUCUAUUGAGGAGGCUGCAGGAUUUCUUAGAAAGGCGGAAGAAUCAUUACGUGCUCUGCAUACCUCUAUACCUCCACAUCAUGCCUCCAAGCUUCAGUUGCUCUUAAGACAAAUUCAGAGUUUACAUGAAGCGGAAUCUCAACGCAGAUCGGCUUCAGAACCACCUCACUGGGAUCAAGAAGGAAGUCCAAUUGAUCCCACCACAGGGCCUGACAUUCCAGAACGUAAUGGUGACAAUGCGUACAGAAACAGACAAGAAAAUGGGAAACAUGAGUAUUUGGAACUCUGAGUGUGUUAUUUAAAAGUAGAAAUAUUUUAAAUAUCUGUGUUAUAUAAAGUUGACAGACAUUUGGUGUGCGUUGAUGAGUACCCCUUGUGCAAGUGUGUGGAUAAAUCUUAUGUCUCAUGUUGAGCCAUUUUUUGUUUUAUAAGAAAAUCUCUUGCAGUUAGAGGUGAACUACUAACCUGUUUGUGAUGGACAUUGGUAGCAGGUAUUUGUAAAAUACGUGCAUCACAAAGUUUAAUUAAGCAGGUGAUUGUUGGUGAAAAUAUCUAGUCCCUUUAUAAGGUGAACAAGACUUGUACUAACCCCUACUAUUUGGCAGCAAAUAGGACAAAUUUUGAGGGUAGUUGAACAAUUGUGGAUCUGGUUUUGGCUUUGGGCAAAAGUUUCUUUGCAAAGGGAUUCUGUUGUAAGGAUAUAGAUGCUAGAUCCUCUGCUUGCACAUCAACAUUUUUACAAAGUGUCAGUGCAAGUAGUGCAUGCUUGUGAAGUCUGACCAUCAUGAUGCAGACUAACUCGAUGUUUAAAUGAAAGGUUGUGGAGCGUUGACUCAUUCCAUUGUAUGACCUGGUUCAAGGACCAAUGUUGGCUUGAUCACACACUAAAUUACCCAAUUAGUUUUGACAAUUUCUUUUCUGCACUUUAACUAGCAGUAUUAUAAUUACUUAUUAUGAUAUGAGCAUAUUUGUGUAAUUAUAUACAAAGACUGUCUAUAUUCAGCAUGACCUAAAUUAGCCUUACCCGUGAACAUGUGCAUAAAAGUACAUUUUCUUCAUUCAUUUUGUCUUUUAUGUUCAUAUGAUAAAAUUGUGUAUAUUUAGAAGUUAAUUUUGUUUAAAUUCAAUUUAUCUUGUGAUAGCUGCCAAUUGUAAUCUUCAGGUCUGAGAUGCAUAUUUAUUUUUUAAUGCAAGAUUUAUUCCUAUUAUCUGUAAUAAUUGCAGUGCAUAUCAUUACAGUAGUAAAGAGUAAUAGCAGUGUUUUAUUUUCAGCGCUAGUGCACAUGAUGCAUGAAAGACUACGUACUAUGCAUUAGUUAGGUACUGAGAAAAGCACUUCUGCAGAACAAAUAUAGCUUUUAAGAAAUGGAAACAUGCAUGCAUAAUAGCGCACAAAAUUGUUAGCUGAAGUAGGGUCCAAGAGUAGAAGCUCAUUCCCUUCCAACAUAAAGCGGCUUGCAGUCAAGUAAUAAAAUAUAAUGCUAUAUAUUUAUAUAUAUUACACAUUAAAAAUAUAAUGUACCUAAUGCCAGAUUUACCCAAAAAGACAAAUUUUCUUAAAAACUAGAUUAUUAAUUUUUAUUUAGUUUGCAAGUCGAUUGAUAUAGCUAGUUGAGUAAACACAAUAUACACCCUUUUCUUUGGAACUGAAAAACUUGGUAAACUGACCUAACUUAAAUAUGCCUAUUAUUCCUCAACUCUGCUUAAUAUUGGUAAAGCUAGGUCUAAACAAAUUAGUAAUUAAUGUAACUAUUUCAUCAAGUGCAGACUAAAAAAAUAAAAAAAAAAAGAGAUGAGAAAAGUAAAAAUUCUCAAGCUAUUACGCCAAGCUGCUUUUGCCCUCUAUCCACGAGUCCAAUUCAUGACUCUGCACCAUGCCAAUGGUGCAGUUCUGGUAAUUCGGCAUGAAACAUGCAUACUUGUAUGCAUGUGAUUUUUUGUACAUUAUGCUACGCAGUAUCAUAGGGUGUCAUAGCUCACUCUAUGAAACAAGAUAGUAGACCAAUAUCAGUGAGUAGACUACGAGUCUAUUCAUUGUAGACUCAUAAACAGUUAUGAGUCUACUUGGUUAUGACAAAAUUCUGGUGUCUCUUGUAACGUGGUAGAGCCUAGCUGUUGAAAUUGAGACAACAAGCGUGUCGGUGUGUAAUGAUGGCAGAGGAAUAGGUAGGUUUUCCUGCACUUUCUACUUCGGUGGUUACUCUGUGAAUGUGUUUUGGACAAAAACUUGACAUUUUUAUUAUUUGAAGAAUCUUGAAUAACUAUGUAUUUCCUUACCUAGUAAUGAGAACAUUAAAUUUCAACUGUGCACAAAAGCAAUAAUUAUGUUCUUAAUAGAUGUGAAUGAUUGUGUUGCAAGCUGGCUGUGAUACUAAUAGACAUAGGUAUUGUUUUAUAUAUUUUAAUUUUGUUCCUCGCUUUAUCUUUAGUUGUGCACGAAUACGAACAUUCUUUACGUAAUGGCGAGCCUCGGAUGAUAUUUGGUGUGCAAAUGGAUAUUGUUUGCUUGCUUAGUUCUGGUCUUAAUUUGAGAUGAUGCUAUAGAAGUGUUUUAUAUUCUAAUUUAUAGUUUGUGUUGCAGCAUUAGUAUGUACAUUAGAACAAAAAUCAAUCUUAAAAGGUAACAUGGGUUUUGGAAACUUAUUGUACUACUGCUGGCAGUAAGGAUAAUUUAGUAAUGUUGUAAGCCACUGGGAUCAAAGAUUUAUGUUAAGAUUUGGUGAAGUUCAAUGUUAACUUUUAGACUGAUAUGUUCCCUGUUAAUUUUUAAGUACUGUACAUACUUUAAAUGCUUUGUCCGUAACAAUGUCAGUUGUGGGUUCGUCAGAUUGAGAAUCAUUCCUGAACCCUUCAAUUAUACACCAAAUUCAUUGGAUGAAAGUCAUAUUGAAAAUGUUUGCUGGUUUUUAAAAGUUUAUGCUAUAUUUUCCUUCCUAAAUAUAAAAAAAGCAAAUUCUAUUUCCUUUAUAUGAAAAUGUUACAAAAAUUCCAAACUUUCCCCAUUGCAUUAACUUGCCGCAGUAAUUUUCCACAAGGAGAGAAUACUAGAAGCUGAAGGAACUAACGUGGCUAUAGAAAAGCAUCCUCAGUGAAAGAGGAUGAGGGAGGGUAACCUUUAAUCCUCUCAGUUGUGCUUCCAUAGGCAACUAAGGCCAACCUUUAUACUACCCGAAUAGCAGUUUUAUGUAUUGCAUAUUCAGCUUUGUUACAUACUUUAGGGACUAAUUUGCAGAAUUAUGCAAGGAGUAACUUGGCUUGCACUGAACUAUAAUUAAAAAGAUAUGAUUAUAUUUAAAGAAAUUGGAAGGUGUUAAAUGUAACAUAAGACUCCAACCUAUUCUGAAUACAAACAUAAUUUUAUUAAGAUUAUUGAUAUAUUUUAUUUGGUUUUGUGGCCGUCGUGUAUUAAGUGCACUAGAGUCGAAUGUAUUUCUUAAUAUUGACACAGUUGAUGUUAAUGCGUGUUUAGUUCAAAACCAUUUCCUUUGAUGCAUUCUAAAUUUAUAAUUAAAAACCUAAGAUAUUUUGAGUGCAGUAUUUUAAAAUAAUACCCAUUUAGUAAUUAUAAUAAUUACUAAAGCGAGGCAUUUCAUAGUACCAGUAUUGGUAGUUUAGUAGUGGUAAUAGUAGUUUUGCAAUAAAAACAGUACUGUAGUUUGUUUUGGGAAGUAUUCGGGUACCUUACUAAUGCACAGUGGUAUGCUUAUCCUGUAGCACAUAUUUUGGCUGGUUUUAAAUGGGAAGUAGCUUUUUACUAGUCUCUUCUAAUAUUUUAUAAUUCAUGGAAUUUCUAAUUUAAUCAAUUAUUUGGAUGUUGGAUUUUACCGCCUUUUAAGAAUUUCCAAAGAUUGCUUUGAGCUACACAUGUAUAUAAUCAAUAACUUUGUUAAAUAUUAGAUGGUAUCUUAAAUAAAUUCCCUGUAUCCAAAAA